UGCAACCCCCACUACCCCUGCCACCCCCAGUACUCCUGCAACCCCAGCCAUGACCCCCCCACUUCCACUUCCGCCCAGCUCCAGCUCUGUUAACGGCUACCACAGACCGCCGCCGCCGCCACUGAAGACCUCCGCUCAUGGCCACGGCUCCACUCCUCCACCCAGAUACCCGUCAGAGGGCGUGGCUGGAACAUUCAGACCAGUCCGGGCAGCGCCGCCGCCCCCUCCACCCAAGCCGCAGCAGCAGGCGCAGGGCCAGGUGCAGAAGAGGGAGGAGGUGGAGGUCACGCUGGUGUGAGGGUGGCGCUGUGCUCCCACCCUGCUCCUGCUCCUGCUGCCACAGUCACCAUCACCACCCUAACCCUGCCCCCCGCCACUGAUCUCUCUCACCCCCGGAACUGGCACUCUGGGUCUGUGCAGGCUGGCACUGCCCUCUUGAGUCCAGCUUCCUGGUCUGAGAAGAGAAUGGAGUCAACAGAAGGGCCUCUGUGUGUGUGUGUGUGUGUGUGUGUGUGUGUGUGUGUGUGUGUGUUUGUGUGUGUGUGUG
This is a messenger RNA of Clupea harengus (Atlantic herring), 547 nucleotides long. Its product is annotated as synaptic defective enhancer 1-like. The record is from RefSeq and is a predicted model, not a curated record. Gene Ontology annotation, cellular component: neuromuscular junction; recycling endosome. NCBI's taxonomy places the organism in Eukaryota, Metazoa, Chordata, Actinopteri, Clupeiformes, Clupeidae. The transcript is spliced from 3 exons. Gene Ontology annotation, biological process: regulation of actin filament polymerization; neuromuscular synaptic transmission. Bases 50 to 298 code for a protein of 82 amino acids. Gene Ontology annotation, molecular function: protein binding.